GCAAGGAAAAUUAGCUAGCAAAGAACAUCAAGGAUAGUUAGCUGUGCACGUGUUUAAGCUAACACCAACAACAUUUGGCAUUUAGUCGCUAAGCAUGUUGCAGCGUUCAGCGCUGAGUCGCAUUGAGAGGUCUGCAGGAGCAUCUACGUCACAGAGCGUGCCCGCAGCGCUAUGGCCGCCUGUCCAGCGACCAAGGGGCCGGGCGCAGCGACGACGGGUUCGCGCAUCACCUGAGCUUGUUGACGCGCUUUCCCAGCUCGCGGUGCACCUGCCUCUGGAGCAGAUAGCAGCGCCUUGCCAGGUUAUGAAGUGUGGAGAUAUCGUUUAUCGCAGCACUUUGGACCCUGCACAUUACAAAACUGGAGGCUUUGACUGGCGCACCGCAACGUUGCUGGCGACGGUGCUUGGAUACUUGUUCUUACCGCCAGGUGUGCUGCCUGGCGCAUUCGACUACUACAUUAAAGCACCGCUGAAACGCAGAGAGUCGAGAGUCAUCGACAAGAAUGACAUUAUUCUCGGGAAGCGGCUGGGCACUGGCGGCUUCGGCACCGUGUAUAAAGGGGAACUCAAGGAGGAGGGAGGCGGCCGUACACCCAUCAUCAUUAAAAAGGCCAAGGAGUUCGGCGAGGCGGAGGUGUGGAUGAACGAGCGCAUGAGCCGCGUGCCGGGCAACCACACCGCGGAGUUCGUGACCGCAUUCGACGAAUCCCUCUCCGCAACUUCGCCACCACCACCCUCAUCAUCAGCAGCGGGGGGAGCAGCGGGGGCAGGAGGAGGAGCAGCGGGAGCGGGGGCAGCAGCAGGAAACCGUGCGGGGGCGGCAGCAGGUGCAGGGGCGGGAGCAGGAGGUCUGGAUGGUGGGGCUAUCUGGCUGGUUUGGUACUACGAGGGGGACAACACCCUGAUGUCGCUGAUGGAGCGCCGCGAGUUUCCGUACAACCUGGAGCCGCUGCUGUUUGGUCGGGAGCUGCGUGCACCCCGGGGUCCGGCGAGGGAGGCGGUGACGGUGAAGGAGGCGAUGCGGCAGCUGCUGGCAGCGGUGGCGGCGUGUCAUGCGAAUGGCAUCGUACAUCGAGACAUCAAGCCCGCCAACGCCAUCAUCUCCAGCCGCGAUCGCAAACUCAAACUGAUCGACCUGGGAGCGGCUGCCGACCUGCGCAUCGGCAUCAACUACGUGCCCAAUGAGUACCUGCUGGACCCGCGGUACGCGCCGCCGCAGCAGUACAUCAUGAGCACACAGACCCCGCACCCGCCCCCCAAGCCCGUCGCCGCCUUCCUCUCCCCCGUGCUGUGGGCCAUGGAGCGACCCGACCGGUUCGACAUGUACAGCUGCGGCGUCACCAUGCUGCAGCUGGUGUUCCCACACCUGCGCAACGAUAACACGCUGUGCGCCUUUAACAAGCGGCUGCAGGACCUCAAGUGGGACCUUGCCGCCUGGCGCCGCGAGGAGGCCGCCCGCCUAGCCUCGGGCGCCGCCAAGGGGCAGCAAGGGGACAGCCUGGCAACGGGCUUCGCAGCCCUGGAUGCGGAGGGAGGCGCGGGCUGGGACCUGCUGAGCAGGCUCAUGGCGUACACACCGGCGGACAGGCCCUCCGCUGCCGAGGCGCUGGCCCACCCCUGGCUCUCCUCCGCGCCCGGCCGCGCCGCCUCCCGCCAGGGCUCCCUCACCGCGGCUGCGGAGGCGGCGGUGGGGUCGGCGGCCGCAGCCACCAGCGCGGCGCUCAGCAACGCGGGGAGGAGCCUGGGGAGGGCGGCGGAGGUGGCGAACAUGACGGAAGCCAUCCUGAAGACGCAGCAGGGGGCGCUCACUGAGGCUCAGCUGCUGGAGGAGCUUGGCCUGCAGGAGCCCGCCCCCCUGGCGCCCCGAGAGGGCAGUCAGACCAUCGCCUGGUGGCAGCAGCGGCAGGGGGAGCUGCGGGCCCGGCUGGUGGAGAGGCGGGAGAGGCUGAGGCAGCAGGUGAGCAGUGCGGUCAACAGCGUACGGGGGGUACGGCAGGGAGGGGGCGGAGGAGGUGCGGGAGCAGCAGGCGGCGGCAGCGGAAAAGCAGGCGGCGGCAAGUGGGGCUCAGGCGAGGGAGCGGCGGCUGCGGGUGCUGCGGUGGCGGCUGCUGCAGCUGCUUCGAGUGGGAGUGGAAAGAUGAAACUGAAGGUGCCCAUGAUUCUGGGAGGCGUCGCCGCUGCGAAGAGGGCCCCGGGCUCUGGCGGUUACAACGCCGCCCCCGCCAACAACAACAAUGGUAACGGUAACGGCGCCAACGGAAACGGCAAGGCGGUUGCAUCCAACGGUAACGGUAAGUAUGCCGCUGCCUCCAACGGCAACGGCAAUGGCAAUGGCAAUGGCGUCGUCGGCCGCGGGAAGGGCUCGACGCCUGGCGCUGUACCUGCUGCUGCUGCUGCUAACGGCAACGGUUUUGCGAAGGCUAUUAGCAGGAGCUUCUCCAGCUAUGACGGGGGUGACGAUGGAGGCGAGGAGGGGUAUGAUGGUGUGGUCGGGGAGGAGCAGGAGCAGCAGCGGCAGGGAGGGGUGUCAGCGAAGGAGAAGGUGUUCGACCUUCUAGGCGUGUUUCGUCGGUGAUGGGUAAUAGGGGCUGGAAAUACCGCAUUAUCGGGUGUGGGGGCGGAGAGGGUGAUGAGAGAGGAUGAGGGCCUUUCAUUGUUAUAGCGAGAAAGACGAGGAGAAGCGGAGACGAAGAGGGGUGUGAAAGCCAAAGUGAGCUGGACUUACAAGAGACGCGGGCCAGAGCGGAGUUGCGGUUUAGGGGAGGAGAUGAAUGAUGAGAGGAAGCAAGAGGGUCGCAGAUGACGAGGGUAUAGCCUUGGCAUAAGCCACAGGAGAGCACGAGGGAAGAAACGGAGAGAGGGGGGUUGGCACGUACUGUUGUCAGGCUGAGCUUUUCUGUUAUCUUAUAUUUGGUUUAUAAUAGAGGCAGGCGGCCCCCUGAAUCCUCUCUAUUAUGGCCAAUGGAGGUGACCCAUGGGUCACAGACGUGCUGCAGUCCUGUCCGGUGGUAGGUAGACCGUCCGUUCGCCUGAAGGUAUGCUGCUGCGGCCCCAUCACCGUUAUCGGGGUCACACUUUGGAGACACUGGCAGGUUCCCCGCGCCUGCUCGUGAUGAGGAUACAGUGGGAAACCAACGCCAUCAGCUGUGGCGCGGUCAUGCAACGCCGUUUGGUUGAGUGAAAACGCUGGACGGGAGUGCAAUUUGAGGAUUUGAGAUUGAGACGAAGGUUGUGUAACUUGUGGCGCGCAGUUUGCAUGGUGGCUAUGAAAGGGGUGUGCGUGUUUGUCAUAAACAUGUCGGCGUGUGUUGAGGGCAGGUAGAGGGCUCUGUCCUACAACCGACCAUGCUGCGUGUCAAGGGUCAAGGGUCAAGGGUCAAGGGUCAAGGCCCUACAACUGAAGCAAUGGUUUCCUUUGGCGGAUUAUGGUUGGCUGGUUUGGGCUGUACGGGGCUACGUCAGGUUAGCAAUUGGCCCAAGUGGCGCAACGUCGGCCUUAAACUUUCACAUGGCCGCUAGUUCUCUGUUUACGGCGUUACGUGGUACGGCGUUGUGUGGUAAAGAUGGUUUUGGAGUGGCACGUCGGUGUGACAGUUGGAGGAUGAAUGCGCCGGCCCACAUUGCUACACAGCAAGCAAUGGAGGGUACCGUACGUGUUUGGCAUCUGCAAUUUUGAUAUGUUUGUUACUUCCUUGGCGCAUUUCAAUUCCAAUACCUCAAUGUUUAAUGAAGCUGUCGUACGAAACGCUUCUUACUCGGAAGGCAGGCGUUUCAAAUGCUUAUAUAGGGCGUGUGGAGAGGAGGCAUGUACGGCACAGUGACAAGAAACCCGCAUGUUCUUGUCACACGUCGCGGGUUAAGGAAUUGCGGCGACAAACUGCAUGUUGUCUGAGACGUUGAACCCCGUUGAGAGCUCGGGCUAUGGUGUUCAAUCUGAACUGCCAGCGUGGGAAAUUGAGUUAUAGCUUAUAGCGUAUACGUAGGGUACCUGUUGUGGCUUUGUUGGGUUGGGAACCUUUGGAAGAUUGGAAUACGUGCAUUGGUCUUGCCAGUUGGCAACACAGCUACCGCGUCUGCCUGCUGUUCAUGUCUGGGACUCGUGCUGGGGGUAGCAUUUG
Astrephomene gubernaculifera is the source of this 4118-nucleotide messenger RNA. The record is from the annotation of a GenBank genome assembly. Lineage: Eukaryota; Viridiplantae; Chlorophyta; Chlorophyceae; Chlamydomonadales; Astrephomenaceae.